Molecule: messenger RNA, 2408 nt
Organism: Scophthalmus maximus (turbot)
Lineage: Eukaryota; Metazoa; Chordata; Actinopteri; Pleuronectiformes; Scophthalmidae
Product: pyridoxal kinase
Exons: 11
Coding region: 158-1093 (311 amino acids)
Biological process (GO): pyridoxal 5'-phosphate salvage
Cellular component (GO): cytosol
Molecular function (GO): pyridoxal kinase activity
Source: RefSeq, a predicted model, not a curated record
GCAGCAGCGCCGCCCCUGUCCCUCAAUGUUGGAGUUACCCGAAGUCACAUGCUGAGUUGUGCAGGGAACCUCAGCCUGCGCACGUCUUCACGCUGUAGUUGCCUUCGUUUUUGUCCGGUGUUCUUUUCUUAAAAACGCAGUUCUCGCAGCCGCGGUGAUGGAGUGUCGUGUGUUGUCGAUUCAGAGUCAUGUUGUCAGGGGAUACGUCGGGAACAAGUCGGCGACAUUCCCGCUGCAGGUGCUGGGCUUUGAAGUGGACUCUAUCAACUCUGUCCAGUUCUCCAAUCAUACAGGCUACGCCCACUGGAAGGGACAGGUGCUGACCGCAGAGGAGCUGAAUGUGCUGUAUGAGGGUAUCAAGCUCAAUCAGGUGAACCGCUAUGACUACAUCCUCACAGGUUACAGCAGGGACAUGUCCUUCCUGGGAACGGUGGUUGACAUUAUUCAGGAGCUGAAGAAAGCCAAUCCGAGUUUGGUGUAUGUUUGUGAUCCUGUUAUGGGAGACCAGGGUGCCAUGUAUGUUCCAGAGAACCUGUUGCCAGUCUACAAGGAAAAAAUAGUGCCUUUGGCUGACAUCCUUACCCCCAACCAGUUUGAGGCAGAGCUAAUAACUGGGAGGAAAAUUAAGACGAAGGAAGAUGCUGUUGAGGUGAUGGACUUGCUUCAUGCAAUGGGCCCAGAGACCGUGGUCCUCACUAGCACAGACCUGCCCUCGAAACAUGGGGACCAGUUCCUGGUGGCACUUGGGAGCCAAAUAAUAGUGAAACCAGACGGGACCAAGACCAGUCAGAAAAUCUGCAUGGACAUCCCCAAAGUGGAUGCUGUAUUUGUAGGGACAGGAGACCUUUUCGCCGCCUUGUUGCUUGCCUGGACUCACCAUCACCCCAAGGACCUGAAGGCUGCCUGUGAAAAGACUGUGUCAGCGAUGCACCAUGUCAUUAAGAGGACCAUUACUCAUGCUAAUGAAAUGGCCGGUCCCGGGAAAAGGCCCAGUCCUGCACAACUGGAGCUGAGGAUGAUUCAGAGCAAAGCCGACAUCGAGAAUCCUGCCAUCGUAGUGGAAGCUAAGGUUUUGCAAAAGUCUUCACACUGAGGGCGGUAGUGUUUCAGUGAACAUCAACAUCAUGCUGGUACUAAUUAGUUUAAAAUUUGGUGGACACAUGUAGAACUUCCAUAUCAAAGACGGUCACAUGUCUCUCUGCCUUACUCUCUGAGGAAGUACAGUUCUUAUUUGGUGUAUGCACAUUCUGUUCACAAACACACAGGAACCACUGCCAUGUGUCUUUACUAUGGCCUUUUGUAAGAUAAAUAUGACAUUGACCAACAAAGAGCGUAAAUGUACUUCAACUGUGCUUACUAUGAUUAGAAUAAUUUCUUAAUAAAACGUGUUAACAUCAGUAAGAUGACUAGAAAAUACACAAAACCAGUGAUGCAUGCAUGAACAUGCCUACACUUGUAUUGACUAAGAUAGUAAGUCGGCCCUCGUCAGAUAUACUCAAAGUGCGUUGCUCUCAAGGCAUUAUAAGCACAUUAGUGUACGAUUUAUAAUAUGUAUUAUGAAAAAUAUGUGUUAGGACAGACGUAACACAUACUGCAAAAGCAAAGGGGUAAUGGUCUAUAUAUAUAUAUAUAUAUAUAUAUAUAUAUAUAUAUAUAUAUACAUACAUAUAUAUACAUGUAUAUAUAUAUAUAUAUAUAUAUAUAUAUAUAUAUAUAUAUAUAUAUAUGUAUAUACAUGUAUAUAUAUAUAUGAUGUAUAUGGCUGGUCUGUGUAUAUCAGAGACCUGUUUUGAAAGAAUUCAUUCUGAACCAUUUGUGAUGCAAUUUUAAAACAUAUUUUGUAGUUUGUUAUUUUCUUCAAAGGCUUAAACCUGUUUCCUAUUUUAACAUCGGGGUUUUAAAUGCGGAGACAUGUAUUGCAACUCCCAUCUAAUGCAAUUAAUAUAAAGUAUUCUUCCAAAUUAUUAUAGAGUUAAGUUGUAGGGAAAUCAUAACUCUACUGAUAAUCAUGAUAGUUGUUUAAGAUUUGCUUUUAACAAUUUUUUGGAAAAGGUUUUUAAGGUUUUUUUCAAUUAUGCAGAUGUGUAAAAUGUUUGAUCCACGUCUUAAACAUCUCAAAUUGAGGUAUUUGCACAGAUAAUCUUUAAUAUAUUUACUAAUGAUCAUUGUUUAUCAUAUUUGACUGUUCUCAUAUCUCAAGAAAAGAGUCAGUUAUCAUAGACCAUGCUGUCAAAUAGCCUUAACAAGGUUAGGAAGAAAAACCAUGGGCUUUUAAUGUUUUUAUGUUCCAAUGUAAUAGUCCAACCCAACACAUAAUGUUAGAAAGUCAAGUGCCAAACAUCGAAAUGCUGCUCUGGUAUAGAUGAAUAUAAGAACCAAGAAAAUAAAUGAUUAAUCUUUUACUGAAA